Messenger RNA from Mixia osmundae IAM 14324, 3627 nucleotides. RefSeq lists its product as uncharacterized. The record is from RefSeq and is a predicted model, not a curated record. The transcript has 3 exons. Gene Ontology annotation, molecular function: phosphatidylserine decarboxylase activity. Lineage: Eukaryota; Fungi; Basidiomycota; Mixiomycetes; Mixiales; Mixiaceae. The coding region runs from base 1 to 3627 and encodes 1208 amino acids. Gene Ontology annotation, biological process: phospholipid biosynthetic process.
AUGACACGGACGAGCAACGGACACGAAGUCAUAGGGCAGGCUCACGAUACAUUGGAACAAGCCGACGGCAAUGUGUCCGUCCUUGCGCCAAGUGCGCAGCUGCAGCGUCCCUCUGGCCAGACAAGGCGUAUCUCAUCUCGCUUGCCGUUCCCUCAGACAAGACGCAAGCUCGCACGUCCCUUCGUACACAAGCGAGGCGGCGCGACCCGUCGGACGAGCGCUGACGAGACUGAGCCUAUUGGCACGUUGUGCGUCUCACUGCUCGCCGCUCGCAACCUCGCCGCCAAGGACAGGAACGGCACCUCCGAUCCCUUUGCUGUGUUGAGACUGGGCGACGUCCGUGCAGAGUCCAGCGUCGUGCGCAAAAGCUUGAAUCCAGUCUGGGGAGAUGCAAGCGCGUGUGCAGCCUUGGCCCAUCAGACUGCAGAUGGUCACACUGCUCAGCCGGCCGUGCUCGUCACUGCAGUGCAUGCAGACCUUGCGAACCAGCAGAUCGAGAUCGUCAUGUGGGACAAGGAUCGCGUCAAGAAGGACUACCUCGGUGAAGUCUCGCUGAGUGCAGACCAGUGGUUCGAGCAAGCCUCUACACAAGGCCCCGCGAUCCUAUACGAUGAUACAGACAACCAUCCAAAGUGGCACCGGCUUACCUCUUCCCGCCGCGCUGCUAGUAUCACCGGCGAUGUCCUCGUCAAGAUUGGCUUCAUUGCUGCUGAUCCUCGCAACGGUCCCGUCCCACGCGAACACCCAACGGCUGGCUCAGAUGCAAUCCUGGACACUUCGACACGACUUUCCGAAUUAUCGAUAGCAAAUCCGGUCGAUCAACUAAGAGACACCGUCCAAGAGGCUAUCAGGGAACGACAACAUCUGCCACAGACGAGGAAAGAUCGUAUUCUGACAGCUCCUCCUGCCAAUUCAGUGGGAACACAGCCUAUAGACGACGAAGAACGUCAACUUGAUCCUUUGGCCGGAUCGGAUUCGGAUUCCGAUGUAGAGCUCGAUGACGUUGAUCAAAGCGAUGAGGAAGACGCAUCGGAUGACAUGGAGACGCUCAGUCCGGACGAAGAUGCAGUAGGCUCAGGUAAAGAGCUAGAGGAUGACGACUACUUUCGACAUGUCGUCGGCUAUCCGUCCCAGUUUGCAUCUCCAAGCAUGGUGCGCACCGGCUCCGCAAGCACACGCAGUCACUCGCCCGAGAUUGCGCUCCGACAGACGGACUCGCCGCCCGUCGUCGAGCGCGAGAAGGCCAGACUCAGCAUCCCCAACUUUAUCAAGCGUGCAGGCAGUAGCCGAUCUUUGCACUCGACGCAGGCUGCCAGUACGCCUGGAGCCACAACGCCCGGAGAAGGUGCAACCACGCCAGGUUCACGUCGUCGCCGUCUGCCAGGUCGUCGCCGUAAGGCCUCCGAUCGAGAUGGUUCAUAUGCUUCGACAUCGUCGAUCGAAACCUCGCCUGUCCAGCCCAAAGUCAAAGCGCGCAAGCGUCUCCGUCGGCGCAACACCCAUGGCUUUCACUUUGAAACCGGUGGCCGCGAUGACAUUGUCGGCGUCGUUUUCGUCGAGAUCGCACAUGCGAAUGAUCUGCCUCGCGAGAAGAAUGCGCUGCGAACGGGUUUCGAUUGCGAUCCUUUCGUUAUCCUCUCCUUCGGUCAAAAGGUCUUUCGCACCCGCGUGAUCAGGCAUUCUCUCAAUCCAGCAUGGAAUGAGCGCUUGUUCUUCCACGUACGACGCCACGAGCUCAAUUUCCAGCUCCUGGCAAGUUUGUAUGAUUGGGAUCGGGCAAGCAGCAACGACCACAUUGGCGAUUGCUCCUUAGCUCUCGUAGAUCUCCUCGAACAUGCACCGAGACCAGACGAGCAGACAGGCUUAUACGCCACAACACCUCAAGGUGACCUACGCGGCGAUCAUCUCAACGAGUAUAAGCUCGCAGUCGUCAAAGAUGGGACGGAUCUUAAGCAUGUCCCUUCUCUCACAAUUAGGGCCCGCUUCUCCCCUUAUGCUGCACUUCGGCAGCAAUUUUGGCGCACGUAUCUUAGUCAUUUUGAUCCUAGCACGUCAGGCAAAGUCUCCUACGUCGGGUUAUUUUCCAUGCUAGAUUCACUCGGCUCAACUCUGUCAGCGGACACGAUCACAUCUAUCUUCACGCACAAUGGUAAGGAAAGCACCGACGAGCUCAGCAUCGAUGAUGUCGUCCGUGCCCUCGAGCUGGAGCUCGUUAAGCCAAAAGCUCAGAAAAGGCGAGUCGAGCCAGAGAGCCACGACUCGGGUCUAGCUACGCCCGCUCUUGACACUGGGGUAGCGCACGGCAUUUCAAACUUCGGCGGUCUUGAACAGAUCGGGCAUUCCGCACAGUCGUCAGGCGAUAAAGCUACUGCUUCUGAUGGCCACACAGCACCGCCGAACGGUCUGCCGGCCAUGCUGCGUGGACAUCAAGUCAGCGAGCUUCCGUCCAUUGAAGCAGACAACGUCGAUGAUGAGCAGGACCAGCCAUUUGAGCGCGUCAUCAACAUCACGUCCUGCCCCCUGUGCCAGAACCCGCGUCUGAAGAAGAGGGCAGAGGUCGAUAUCGUCACGCACCUUGCUGUGUGCGCGAGCAAAGAUUGGCAAAGUUUGGCAAACCUAGUCGUCAACAACUACGUGACGGCAGAUCAAGCCCAUCGCAAAUGGGUCACCAAAGUCAUCAGCGCAGUCAGCAAAGGUGCCUACUCGCUUGGCGCCAAUUCAGCCAAUAUCAUCGUUCAGGAUCGUGCGACGGGUCAGUUGCUCGAGGAGAAGAUGCAGAUCUACGUCCGACUGAGCAUCAGGCUCAUGUACAAAGGCAUGAGCAAUCGACUCGACGGCGGCAGGAUCCGCAGAAUGCUCAGAAGCAUGUCAUUCAAACAGGGUCAGAAGUUCGACGAUCCCAGCUCUGUGCGAGAGAUCCCCAACUUUGUGCGGUUCCACAACCUGGACCUUAGCGAAGUUCGCGAUCCGAUUGGCUCGUUCAAAAGCUUCAAUGAAUUCUUCUAUCGCAAGCUCAAGCCAGAUGCAAGGCCGAUCUGCGAGCCUGAUAAUCCUAAUAUACUCGUGAGUGGCGCAGACUGUCGACUGAUGGCCUUCGAAAGUAUCGAGGAUUCCACGAAGAUCUGGAUAAAAGGUCGCGACUUCUCUAUCGAACGUCUGCUGGGCAGUACUGCAAUUGCAAAGGAUUACAAUAGCGGCUCGCUCAUCAUCAUGCGACUUGCACCUCAGGAUUAUCAUCGUUACCAUAGUCCUGUCAGAGGAAAGAUUGUGGACAUGAAACGAAUGGGCACAGAGUAUUAUUCAGUCAACCCCAUGUCGGUGCGAUCUUCAGUGGGGAUCUAUACGGACAACGUCAGAGAGAAUGUCGCGAUCGAAACCGAAGCGUUCGGUCGAGUCUACUAUAUCUGCGUCGGCGCGAUGCUCGUAGGAUCGAUCUGUCAGACUCGUCAAGUCGGCGAUCAGCUCGACAAGGGAGACGAGGUCGGCUACUUCAAAUUUGGCGGCUCGACGAUCCUGUUGCUCUUCAAGGCGGGCGCUGUCAAGUUCGAUGAAGACUUGCUUCUCAAUUCCUCGCAUGCUAUAGAGACCCUCGUGCGUGUUGGAACGCGCAUAGGCGAGCGCAGAUAG